CAGGCUAGGCCAAUUUCGUCAUUGUUGUUUUUCUUUUCCUUCAUUUUUAUCAUCUCGUUAGAAUAUAAUUGGGAAAAUCUGGGAAAAACCGUUAUCUCAUACGUGAAAAAUAUUUCGAUUUUAAACUGUGUAGAAGCAUCCUUGGAGAAAAUUUUCGUCAAUAAUAGAAGAAACAACUCGGAACUGGAGUAAAAGAACAAGCAACAGUUCUGUGUUUAUUGUUUUGUUUCUUUUCCCUAGUCAAGGGAUCUGCGGUCGUUUUAUGGGAAAUAUUGUCCUUCGGAGUCGUGCCCUAGCGAAUAUGAGCGACGUCGAAUUUGAGGAAGAUGUUGAUAUCAUCGAGGAAGACGAUCUGUUCGACGACCCGCUGGAAGGGGAAGAAGCCACCCACGAAAACCAUCUUGUUUCGAUAUUGCGGCAACUAAUCAGCAGCGGCGAGAUACAAAUUCUUAACAAUGAUCGCCCUUCGAUGUCCCUGCCAGAUAUCAGAAAGCGAGCAAACCUGGACCAAUUGAAGAAAAGUGCAAUCUAUCAGAGCAUCAAACAAGCGUCCGGCUAUGAUGCAGAUGCCAGUAGUCCCACAAAGAAGUUCUCCUUGCUCGACAUGCUUGCCAAGCGUGAAAGUGGAUUGGGAUCCAAAGGGGGUCCAUUCGUUCAAAGCGACAAAUGCAAAGUCAAUAACCUCUUCUUGCCGAAUCGAACGGAGAAACACGUCUACAACUGCAACUCCAAAGUAUUUUGCGGACGGUUCUCACGGGAUGGUUCACAGUUCAUCAGUGCCAGCCAGGACAGUCGAAUUCGCGUGUUCGACGCCACCACCAGUCGGUAUCCGCUAGUGAGCCAGAUUGAGGCGAAGAAUGUCUCCUGGUCCGUGUUGGACAUCGAUUUCAGUCCUGAUGGAGAGUAUUUCGUUUACUCUACAUGGGCUGAUGCGUUAUUCGUCUCCCGGUUGCGCAACAUGGAAUCGGAUGACAUACACUGUCUUUUCCUAAGGCCGCAGUGUCCGAAAUUCGGCGUAUUUACCGUCGCAUACUCAAACUGCGGUAAACAGAUUUUAGCAGGAGCAAAUGAUGGUUGUUUGUAUGCAUACGAUCUGAAUGCCAACAGGCGUGUUCUGAUGGUUCCCGUAGCCCAGGAGAAACACGAUGUGAAUGCAGUUGGAUUUCUGGACGAAACGUCGAACAUAUUCUUCAGUGGCACAGAUAAUGGAUUAAUCAAGGUGUGGGAUCGUCGUUGCCUGAAUGAGGUGAAUCCAGAAUCGGCAGGCGUUCUUGUGGGGCACUUUGACGGCAUCACUUACAUUGACUCCCGCAAUGAUGGACGUUACAUCAUUUCCAACUCCAAGGAUCAAAGCAUAAAACUGUGGGAUCUGCGAGUGUUUUCUCCGGCAGAUGCCGAAACGAAAGUGAAAGAUCAGCUUUGCUAUGGAAACUGGGAUUACCGGUGGGAUGAAGUCCCCAAGAGAUUCUACAACCCGACCAAGACGCUGGAGGGAGACACGAGCGUAAUAACAUACCGAGGUCAUCGCGUACAGAAGAGCUUGCUUAGGGCGAAAUUCUCGCCGGCUGUUACCACUGGACAGCGAUACAUUUAUACCGGUUGUGGUACUGGGCGGCUAAUAAUCUAUGACGCUCUUACUGGUAACAUGGUAGAAAAAAUCGAAAGUCACAGAGACACGGUUCGUGACGUUGCUUGGCACCCGCACAGACCGGAAGUGCUAACAUGUUCGUGGGACUUCCAUGUAAAUCUGCAGACGUAUCUUUGUGCCGAAAAUGCGAAAAAGAAGACUUGCCCCUAUGCUUCGAGAACCCGCCGGCUGAUAGAUAGCGAUGAUGAUAGUGAAGACGACAGUCCUCCAUUGAGACGAUCGCGCAGAAUAGCCGAACUGAGACGGGCGCAAUCCAAUUCCGAUUAGGAGGGACAACAAAACUACAAUCAUUAUUAGUCACAUAAAUUCGUUGCUCAGUGGUUACACAUUCGGAGAUAAUUGUAUUUUCGUUUGAUCGAUUCUUGGAGACCAAGGUAAGCUAUUUGAGGUCUUUCAGUGCGUUAGCAGCAUUCAUAUCGUCUAUGAUUUAACUUUUUUUUUUAUGUAUAGAAGACACACACAAAAUCAAAGUUCAGUUUAUUGAAAACUUGUAUGAGAUUCUAACUUUGCCCAUGCAUUAGUUUUUCAUGCAUGGUGGCAGCGGAGUGUAAAAAUAAAUCUAAGGAUUGGUAGCGAUAUGUUAAUGCCUUUGAUUCUUAUUUGCUCGAGUUCAGAUUCGUCCAAGCUUACUCGAUGCUCGAGCUCGAAUAAUGAUAAUCUAAGGUUUUUUUUUGUUGAUAGGUAAUACGUCUUGCAUAGAGGAUCUUUUUUUCAGUAAUUUCCUACAGCCUGUUUUAGAUUCAAAUAAAUUAUUGCUCUAGCUUUCAUCGGUUAACUAUGAUAUCUACAUUUAACGAUAAGUCAGUCGGAUGAAUACAUGAACGGAAGAUUAUGCGUAUUGUUAA
Messenger RNA from Ochlerotatus camptorhynchus, 2493 nucleotides. Its product is annotated as DDB1- and CUL4-associated factor 11. Bases 263 to 1915 code for a protein of 550 amino acids. Gene Ontology annotation, cellular component: Cul4-RING E3 ubiquitin ligase complex. NCBI's taxonomy places the organism in Eukaryota, Metazoa, Arthropoda, Insecta, Diptera, Culicidae. Gene Ontology annotation, molecular function: protein binding. The record is from RefSeq and is a predicted model, not a curated record. The transcript is spliced from 9 exons. Gene Ontology annotation, biological process: proteasome-mediated ubiquitin-dependent protein catabolic process.